This is a messenger RNA of Magnolia sinica, 1194 nucleotides long. Its product is annotated as auxin-induced protein 22D-like. The transcript is spliced from 4 exons. Gene Ontology annotation, cellular component: nucleus. The coding region runs from base 279 to 860 and encodes 193 amino acids. Gene Ontology annotation, molecular function: protein binding. Gene Ontology annotation, biological process: regulation of DNA-templated transcription. The record is from RefSeq and is a predicted model, not a curated record. NCBI's taxonomy places the organism in Eukaryota, Viridiplantae, Streptophyta, Magnoliopsida, Magnoliales, Magnoliaceae.
UGUCACAACCACCCUUUCGUACUACCAUCUAUCUAUAAAAUACCCAUGCAUUCCACCAACCUUCAUCACCAAAACCCUAGCAUUCCUACACUCACCUGAAAAAUCACCUCAUCUACACCGGAAUUGAAUUUCACCGGAGAUUCAUCCAUACAACGUCCCUUUGAAGAAGUUGGUACCCUUGUAUCAAACAAUUGAAGGUUGGAUUUCAUCGAAAGAUAAGGCCUAGUUGACCGUUGUGAUUGAUUUGGCCACAUAAUAGACGUCGAUCAACGGAGAAGAUGGAAAUUGCGGCGACUUACGAGACCGAUCUCAACUUUAAGGCCACCGAGCUCAGGCUCGGGUUGCCCGGGACCGACUCAAACGAUAAACGGACACCGUCGGCUGUGAGAAGCAAUAAACGGACACUCGCCGCCGACUCGGCGGAGGAUUGCCUUUCGAAGAGCGGUUCCGAUGCCGGGGAGAGUGAUCGGGACGCUGCGCCGGUCGCCAAGGUGCAAGUGGUUGGGUGGCCUCCGAUCAGAUCCUACCGUAAGAACAGCUUUCAGGCGAAGAAGACGGAGGCCGAGACGGGUGGGAUCUAUGUGAAAGUUAGCAUGGAUGGAGCUCCUUAUUUGAGGAAGAUUGAUCUAAAGAUCUACAAAGGAUAUCCAGAGCUACUCAAGGCCUUGGAGAGCAUGUUCAAAUCUUUCACCACAGAGAGGGAAGGUUGCAAAGGGUCUGAUUAUGCACCCACAUAUGAAGAUAAAGAUGGUGAUUGGAUGCUGGUUGGAGAUGUUCCAUGGGAUAUGUUUAUCUCCUCAUGCAAGAGAUUGAGAAUAAUGAAAGGAUCUGAAGCUAGAGGCUUGGGAUCAGGUGUAUGACAUACACACACACACACACACCAAAACCCUCGAAAAGGAUGGAGAGAAACAGAAAGGAAGAGAGAAAUACACCACAUGAGAUGCAAUCUUCUCAGCUUGGGCUGUCCAAUUUGGUGACCAAAGGCUGUAAUUUGGGUCCCUCCAUUUCAUCAUCUCAUGAUGAAGGGAUGCCCCUAAAUCUCAUUCUCUUGAUGACCACAAGAUCCAAUGGGUUGUAUUGAAUACUUUUGUGUUGUUCUUGUAUUUGUAAUAAUACCUUCAAACCAAAACAAAAUAUAGAGAUAAAAAUAUUGCUUGUUAUGCAAUUGUAUAAAAGGAAAUUUUACAUGGUUCU